Molecule: messenger RNA, 380 nt
Organism: Sinocyclocheilus grahami
Lineage: Eukaryota; Metazoa; Chordata; Actinopteri; Cypriniformes; Cyprinidae
Product: phospholipid phosphatase-related protein type 1-like
Exons: 3
Coding region: 15-380 (121 amino acids)
Source: RefSeq, a predicted model, not a curated record
UCCAGUUGGUGAUCAUGGCGGGGACGGUGCUGCUGGCGUACUACUUUGAAUGCACAGACACGUUUGGGAUCCAUGUCCAGGGUUUCUUCUGUAAUGACGCAGACCUGAUGAAGCCGUACCCCGGGGUGGAGGAGAGCAGCUUCGUCCCUCCUCUCAUCCUCUACUGCGUGGUGGCUGCUGCGCCCACAGCCAUCAUAUUUGUUGGGGAGAUCUCCAUGUAUAUCAUGAAGUCCACUAGAGAAGCCCUCAUAGCCCAGGAGAAAACCAUUGUGACGGGCGAGUGCUGCUAUCUAAACCCUCUCAUCCGCAGAAUCAUUAGGUUUAUUGGUAUUGGCAAUGAUAGCAAUGAUAGCAUUUCUUGGCGAGGGCGCCGACGUUGA